AUGUUGUUAGAAAGAGGAGCAGACUAUAAUAAACAUGACGGAUGUGGAGAGACACCUUUGAUGAAGGCUUGUAAAAAUGGUCGUACAGACAUAUUAAAGAUAUUGUUAGACAGAGGAGCAGACUAUAACAACUGUGAUGGAUAUGGUGAGACACCUGUGAUGAAGGCUCCUGAAUAUGGUCAUACAGACACAUUAAAAAUAUUGUUAGAUAGAGGAGCAGACUAUAACACCUGUGACGGAUGGGGAGAGACACCUAUAAUGAAGGUUUGUGAAAAUAAUCAUACAGACACAUUAAAGAUAUUGUUAGACAGAGGAGCAGACUGUAACAAAUGUACCGGAUCGGGGAAGACCCCGGCAAUGAUGGCUUGUCAACGUGGUCAUAUAGACAUAGUAAAGAUGUUGUUAGAUAGAGGAGCAGACUUUAAUAAACGUGACAAUGACAGAUAUGUAGCUGCACACAUUGCUAAUGAUCAGAGUUAUCCAGAAAUCGUUGAUUUGAUUUAUAAUACGGAAUAG
Messenger RNA from Mytilus californianus (California mussel), 516 nucleotides. RefSeq names its product putative ankyrin repeat protein RBE_0220. The record is from RefSeq and is a predicted model, not a curated record. Gene Ontology annotation, molecular function: transcription cis-regulatory region binding; protein binding. NCBI's taxonomy places the organism in Eukaryota, Metazoa, Mollusca, Bivalvia, Mytilida, Mytilidae. The transcript has a single exon. The coding region runs from base 1 to 516 and encodes 171 amino acids. Gene Ontology annotation, cellular component: nucleus. Gene Ontology annotation, biological process: positive regulation of transcription by RNA polymerase II.